CGAAGAGAGAAAGGAGCCCGGAACCCGGAUGGAGGCUGCAGAGAGCGAGGAUGAGGAGGACGUGUUCGAGGUGGAGAGCAUCCAGGACUCCAAGAUAGAGGAGGGAAAGGUGUUAUACCGAGUGCGCUGGAAGGGAUUUGAAGCGAGUGAAGACACCUGGGAGCCGGAGGCCCAUCUUGAAGACUGCAAAGAGGUUCUUCUUGAAUUCAGGAGGAAACAAGCAGAAAGCAAACAGAAAGUUGAUAAGAAGGAAUCACCGCCCAAAUUGUUUCCUGAGGAUCUUUUUGAGGCAGAGUCUGAUAGCAACUCGAAAGAGGAGACGCCCCAGAAAAAGAAGAAGAAAUCUAAGGAGGAGGAGGAAGAGGAGGAGGAUGAUGACAAGCUUCAGGAAGAAUUGAUAAAGAAAAAAUCUAAAUCUGGAAAAUCAAAGGAAAAAUCUAAGCCUGAGGUGGAACCAGAGAGCCAGCCUACUGAGUCCAAAUCAAAGAAAAGACUGUCCGAGAGCAAGGAGGAUCUGAGCAGCAAGAAGCCUAAGAAGGAUGACACCAAGGACUCCAAAAAGUCCAAGAAGGAAGAAGCCAAGGACACUAAAGUGAAAGAGGACCAGAAAGAGAAGAAACCCAAAAAAUCAUUGAGGUCAGAGCUGUCUAAGGAAGAAACAUCGCCUGUAGGACCUGAGGCAGAGACUGUUAGCAUAUGCAGCGAUGUCCUGUCAGAAGACAGAGACAAAAUAGGCCAGGAUGGAGACCUUAGAAAUCCAGAAACCACCCCUCCAUAUCAAGCAGAGGAACUUUCUUUUGGGGGUCCUCUUGAGGAGGAGGUGGAUGAAGUAAAAUUGAAAAAGAAGAAAAAGAAACACAAAAAGAAAAAUGAUGAUGCCAAGGCUGAGUUGUUUGAUGCCAGCCAUCAGGACAAGAAAAGCCUGGUGAAAAAGCAAAAAUCAGUUGAAAAGGUUAAAGAAGCCUUAGCUGUGGAAAAACUACCAGCCCCAGUGCUGAAGAGGCCCAGUACUGAUGACAAAGUUAGGAAGUCUGUGGACUCCUUGGCAGAAAAUAAGGAAACAAAGAAAGCUGAAAUAGUCAAGGAAAAGCCCAAGAAAAAGCAUGAGUUUGAGAAAGAAGCAAAGAAGGAGCUAAAAGUGGUAAAAGCUCUAAAGGAACAAAAACAUGUGUAUGAUGCCUUCACCAUAUCUUCUGAAGAUCGAGAUGAUUGUUUGGAGAGCAUUAGGAAGGAACAAGAGUCUUUUGACUUUCGAUCCUCCGAAGAUUACAAAGCUAAGGAAGUGAAACCAGCAUUUAAAGAGAGGAGAUCUACGCAAGAAGAAACCGAUUCAUGGACAUUUGGAGCUUCUGAAGGGGAUCAAGAGGUUAUGGACACAGUGUAUCGCAAGCAGGAAAACUCUGAAGGCAAGGCACAAGUAGGUGGAAUGGCUGUGGAUCUCCAGCUGGAGUGGAUGACUUUGGAGGACUUUCAGAGGCAUCUUGAUGGAUCUGAUGAAAUUAUGCCGAAGGAUCCCAUCUCUAAUAGUGCAUUGAAAGAGGCCGUCAAAAAUGGGGACUACUUAACUGUGAAAUAUGCACUUAAUUCCAAAGAAGAGUACAACCUGGACCAAGAGGACUCUAGUGGGAUGACUCUGGUGAUGAUGGCUGCAGCUGCAGGACAGGAUGACAUUCUCCGCCUUCUGAUCAGGAAGGGAGCCAAGAUCAAUGCUAGACAAAAAAACGGGACUACGGCGCUGAUUCAUGCUGCUGAAAAGAAUUAUCUGACAACUGUCUCCAUCCUGCUGGAAGCUGGAGCUUUUGUGAAUUUACAACAAGCAACUGGGGAAACAGCCCUGAUGAAGGCAUGUAAGAGAGGGAAUUAUGAUAUUGUGCGACUCUUGAUAGAACAAGGUGCAGACUGUAAUGUGCUGUCAAAGCACCAGGGCAAUGCUUUACAGUUCACUAAACAGAACAAUAAUGUGCUGCUAUAUGAAUUCAUUAAUGGCCAUUUGGAAAAACUUUCCAGGGUGGUGGAAGAUGCAAUAAAGGAUUAUUUUGAGACACGCCUUGCUGUGCUUGAACCCAUCUUUCCCAUCGCCUGCCACAGGCUGUCUGAGGGACCAGACUUUUCUCUGGACUUCAACUACAAACCCCCCUAUAAUAUUCCUGAAGAAUCUGGAAUACUUCUGUUUAUUUUUCAUGCAAAUUUCUUUGGUAAAGAAGUGGUGGUUCGAUUAUCUGGACCAUGCAGCGUCCAGGCUGUGGUGUUAAAUGACAAGUUCCAGCUUCCUGUGUUUUUGGAUGCCCAUUUUAUUUACUCCUUCAGUCCUAUUGCUGGCCCCAAUAAACUUUUUAUUAGACUCUCCGAGGUACCAAAUGCAAAGGUGAAGUUGCUGAUUACUGCGUACAGAGUACAACUCCAUUAGAAGAUGACACAUUUGAUGAUUUUUCCACAUUGAAGUUCACGGGCCCUCCUUGUACAUG
Molecule: messenger RNA, 2465 nt
Organism: Nanorana parkeri
Lineage: Eukaryota; Metazoa; Chordata; Amphibia; Anura; Dicroglossidae
Gene: MPHOSPH8
Product: M-phase phosphoprotein 8
Exons: 14
Coding region: 29-2407 (792 amino acids)
Cellular component (GO): nucleus; cytoplasm
Molecular function (GO): protein binding
Source: RefSeq, a predicted model, not a curated record